Necator americanus (New World hookworm) is the source of this 828-nucleotide messenger RNA. RefSeq lists its product as uncharacterized. The record is from RefSeq and is a predicted model, not a curated record. The coding region runs from base 1 to 828 and encodes 275 amino acids. The transcript has a single exon. NCBI's taxonomy places the organism in Eukaryota, Metazoa, Nematoda, Chromadorea, Rhabditida, Ancylostomatidae.
AUGACUGCUCUCCGGAACGGGAAGGGAACAACCAUCGCAUCGAGAAGGAGAAUGGAAAAAAUCAUCUACGACUUCUACUCUGAUCUCUUCGACAGCCAUGUCCACUUGCCUCCUCACCAUCUGAGGGAAGACGGACAUGUCAUUCCAAAGGUUCUCCCGCCUGAAAUACGACAUACUAUCAUGUUGGUAAGAAAUCUAACGGCACCCGGUUCCGACAGAAUAAAACCAGAACACCUGAAGAACCUUCCGCCAGUACUCAUCAACACCCUGGCGAGGAUCUUCACACGUUACCUGUCGGAAUGCAAGGUUCCUAAGCAGUGGAAGACCAGCCAGACCGUGUUGUUGUAUAAAAAGGGAGAUCCACAUGACAUCGGCAACUAUCGUCCAAUCUACCUACUGUCCGUCAUCUACAAGCUCUUUACAAGAGUAAUCCUUAAUAGGAUUGAAAAAGUCUUGGAUGAAGGACAGCCAUGUGAGCAAGCAGGGUUUCGAAAAAGAUUCAGCACUAUUGACUACAUUCACACUGUUUCGAAACUCAUCGAGGUAUCACGAGAGUACAAGAUGCCGCUCUGUAUCACCUUCAUCGACUUAAAGAAGACCUUCGACUCAGUUGAGACGGAGGCGGUCGUGGAAGCCUUGGACAACCAAGGCGUCCCUACUCAGUACAUAAAGGUACUUCGAGAGUUGUACAGUAACUUCAUGACCGAAAUUUCGCCAUUCUACAAGAACAUCAUCAUUGACGUGAAGAGGGGGAUCCGACAGGGUGAUACAAUCUCACCCAAAAUAUUCACAGCCACCCUCGAGAAGGCAAUGCGAAAGUUGGAAUGA